AAUGUUCCUCAAUUCCAACAUGGCGGACAGCCCUCCGAUUUGGUUUGCUGUUCUGCAAGCCAUGAUUACUGACACUGGAAAGGAUGAUGACUUUCUUUCAGCUCAAAUGAAAUGGAAAAAGCCCUGGAAAAAAGUGCUUUACGAAGACCAAGGUGUUCCAGACAACUAUGUGGACAAGUCAUUUCUCGAAGAAAUGAAGAAAAAUUUAAAUACAAGAACUUAUCAGUUCUGGUCGGUGGUAUUGGAAUCAGGGGCAGUAUCUCAGCAAGUAAGCAGUGUUUGCAUAUUUGUGGCGGCAUUUGUGUACAUGGACUUUGGACUCCUGUCACCCUCUGUGCUGUUUGCUGUCUCCUCUAUGUUGACACUGCUUGGUUACGUACUGUUUGAUGCUUUGGAUGGAGGAAGAUUGAGAUCCGCAUCGAAAAGAACAAGAUUAGAUGACCUCAAGAGUAGUGUGGUAGUUCUUGGCUCUGUGUUUGCAUUGUCUCCAGUUUUGAAGACUUUGACUGAUUCCAUUAGUACAGAUACAAUUUAUGCCAUGACAGUAAGUACUGCCAAGAUAAGCCUAGGGUAAUUACUUAAAAUAAUCUUUAGCCAUCUUUAAGAACUUAUUACUCAAGCUGACAUUAAUAAUCAUUUGAUAACAAUUAUUAGAAGUAACAACAACAUACCUGUUGUUUGUUAAAUUGGUGGUGUAUUCAAUAAU
This is a messenger RNA of Orbicella faveolata, 706 nucleotides long. RefSeq names its product phosphatidylinositol N-acetylglucosaminyltransferase subunit C-like. The record is from RefSeq and is a predicted model, not a curated record. Lineage: Eukaryota; Metazoa; Cnidaria; Anthozoa; Scleractinia; Merulinidae. Gene Ontology annotation, biological process: GPI anchor biosynthetic process. Gene Ontology annotation, cellular component: membrane; glycosylphosphatidylinositol-N-acetylglucosaminyltransferase (GPI-GnT) complex.